AUGGCUGACGACGAACCAGCCUACCUGUGGGUCGAGUCACAAAAAGGGUUGUCCUUGGUGGAACUCUCGGCGUCCGGGAAUCCUGCAAGGCUUGUGCCCCAGCCCAUCUUGCCUCGAGCCAUUACAACCUCUCCCACUGGUCGCAGAUCUUCCCGGGGUUCCUUGAAGAGUGACAGCACAUUAGAACUUGCGGUACGCGGGAAAGAUGAGAUCUGGGGCUUGCACCAAGAGGACCUUGAUAUGCAUUUGCCAAUUCCGGCAGCUAGCUACCAAGGACUUUCUACGAGUUGCAUAAAAAGCACAGAGGAUCUGCACCACGAUGAUGGGAGCGGAAAAAUCGUCCUGAAGAAGAACUACCAAGGCGAUGUAUCUGCCGAGUGGGAAAGAAGAUAUGAUAUGAAGUACGGUUCAGGGCAACGUUGA
Molecule: messenger RNA, 423 nt
Organism: Pyrenophora tritici-repentis Pt-1C-BFP
Lineage: Eukaryota; Fungi; Ascomycota; Dothideomycetes; Pleosporales; Pleosporaceae
Source: RefSeq, a predicted model, not a curated record